AUGGAGUGCCAGCACUGCGGAAAGAGCUUCUCUGAAGUGUACGUUGUGACAGCGGGGAUCUUGGUACACUAUCUCGGAUCAAAGACUAAUUUGGCACCGAAUACCAGGUCAGCGUUUGAAGCCCAUACUUCGUGGCACACCGAACGCCAAGCCCAGUUGCAAAGGCGACCUCGAAAAUAUACUAUUCACGAGAGACCGCCUUGGGGAUCUAUCACCUCGCACAGUAAUCGAUCCGGUCCAUGCGCGCCCGAGUCGGCUACUACUACCGAAUUCCCGUCUUCACCGUCCAAGGGCCAGAACAUUGCGAAAGUCUCUGUAGUAUUCAGCGAGCACAGUAUUCCCGACUUCGAUUUCAACUUUGAUACCAUUUCACCUCUACCACCGACAAGCAGCCAUUCUUUACCAGUCAUCAAGACUUUAGCGGAUGUGGUGGCAAGGUUCCCAGCAUUCGAUAUUGAGAAGACGGGGGAUAUAUCCCACACAACUCGAGACUACAAAUGUGCCGAUUGCGAGGCUAUCUUCUCGACUCAGAAGGACUGUGACCUACAUACUCAGUCUAGAUUCUGUCCUGGAAGUGCCGCCCUAGCGUUUGCUUUGUAUCGAGAUGUGCGCCAGCCAGGUGGCUAUCGAAUCGACAGGAAAUACCUCCCUUUCAACGGACAAUACAGCAGCAUCAAGUGCCAGAAAUGUCACCUGAGCUUCAGCAAUCGUGUACAGAAGAAGGUCCACGAGCUCAGCCAUCCAUUGCCUCAGAUAGAGUGCUUACAUUGCGAAAGAUUGCUCAGUACCACGACCGAGCUCGAAUCGCAUUAUCAAUGGCACGACGAUAUGGAGCACCGUCACCAUCGAAACAGGUGUCGGAGGAAGCUGCCGGGUCUGAAGCUUCAAAGCAAAGCUCUGUACAGGGGGCAAUCCAGAGCCGGAGUGGCCGACUUUGGAGGAAAGUCUGUUUUUCUUGCCGAUGAGGACUUGUCGGUCAUCCCAGAAAAUCCAGUCGAAGACGGCCGUGGACAAGACAGUUCCGAGCCAGAUAGAGAGCUUGUGGCGAUCAGCUUUAUCAGCCCAGAAGAUCUUGAAAGGAUCCACGCUCCGAACGGAGUCUUUCGAGAAGUUGAACCUUUCUACCUGCACCCUCAGAAAGAAACACGAACGGUUUACGUCGCAGAUGCCCUGGACGCCUUAGAAGGAAAAUCGCCAAGCCAGACGUCUUCUCGUUGUACUACAUCAUCUACCAGAAAGGGGGAUCAGCCAUGUAAUUUCCUCAAACCAGGCGAGCAACUUGAGCGUACCGCUCCGCAGCCAAAUGGGCUAAAGAAGAAGCCGUCAAUACGAAAACUGUUUCGAAGGACAAAAUCCGAACCGCAACUCGAGUCUAAUAUGAAGCAACGGUCUUCCUUCCGUCACACCUUCCGAAGGGACUCCGCUGUCAAAGAAGCCUUGGUCGUUGACGGGCAUCUAAUGCUAAGUGCUGUCCUCCAAAAGGUGAGUACUGCUGCAAACAAAGGCGAUCUCAAAACAGUUCGAAAAGAGUGCGAUCGAUUGAUGGCCAUGACACCACCCGCUGGUUCAGAUGCUGAUUCCAGCAUCAUCCCGGUCCAAGCUUUUGCCUUUCCAGAGGGUACUCUUAUACAAGAUACUGCUGGCAAUGCGAGAUAUAUCAGUGCGGAGACAGUCAAUGAAAUAACAUCAGCUUUAAGGCAUACACCUGUUACCAGUUGGGCGAAGACUAAAGUCAGCGUACUAUCAACACGAGCGUUCCUGAGCUCGCAAGAUGGAGAUUAUGGGGAUGCAUUUUGGUGCUAUCGACAGGUUCUGAAUCUCCUUCGUGAACAUCCAAUGCUUUUUCCAGACGUCAUUUGGCAUGCGGCUAUAUUCUCAAAUCUUGCGCACUUGUCAGCGAGAUUAAACAGACCGGAUGACGAAGAGAGAUAUUAUCUAAAAGCACUCGCCAUCUCAUACAAUCGUUAUGGCCGCAAGGAUCUGAACAACAUCAACUUUCUCACAGCUCUUGCUGCUGCAUAUGAAGAAAAUGAUCAGAUGCCACAAGCUGCCGAAGUAUAUAAGAGAUCUCUUUUCGCAAGAAUGGAGAUCUCGGGCCCGGGCGAGAACGACACGUUUAUGGCUAUGCAAGAGCUUGCUGCCGUCUACUCUAAGAUGGGCAGCUUGACAGUGGCACAGUUGCUAUACGAAAAAUGCCUAGGUGGUUUCGAAACUCAGCUAGGCCUUGAUCACAAAGUGACACUUCUUAUCGUGGAUCGCUUAUGCAAUAUUUAUGUUCAGCAGAAGGCUCACGACGAAGCUUUAGCAUUGUAUGGUCGUGCAUUCCCUUACCUACGAAACGUCUGUGAACCGGAUGACGAGCUUCCUCGAAAUUGGCUCUGUGAAUACAUGCAGCAUACACAAAAUUACGACUUUCCUCCGGAUGUCUCAGCACUUCUGCAGAGCUAUCGAACGCAUCCCACUCAAAAGAAUCUGUGGGUUCUGCAAAGCCUAGCUCGGAUUUAUAUGCUCGCAGGCCUCCUACCUGAUGCCUCAGAUCUCUUCGACUUUGUCUAUAAUGCUCGCCGAAAGCUUCAAGGAGAAUACAACACAACAGGUCUCGAUGCCCUACAUGGCUAUUGUCUUGCUCUUGAAUGCAUGGACAGUAUCGACGCCGCCCAUAAUGCCUAUACUAAUUUAGUCCAACUCGCGCUCCGAUCGCCAGACGCGAAAGAUGGCAGAACACGAGCCCUAAACGUAAGAGCACGACUCGGCGCCCUACAAGAGCGAAAGAAAGUACUCGCAGGUGAGAAAGAGGCCUGGGGGCUGAAAAGCACAGGACCAUGCGGAACUUGCAAAUACCAAACCAAUCUCCUCUGUCAAAAAUGUCAGAUCUCCCGCUUCUGCAGCGAAGCCUGCCGCGACCUCUCCUCUCGCUCUCACGACCUAGCCUGCCACCCCUCCGUCACCCUCUGCCAAUCCAAAUCCGUCACCGUCAUCCCCAACGUGCCGCAUCGAAUUGAGAAACAAGUUAUCAACCACCUCUCCAACCAGAAUAUCCAUCGAGGUAUGAAAGCGAAGAUCUUCCGUGUCUCCAACAGCUUCACGUUCAAUUACGACCCUCGAAAUUUCACAACUUUCCGACUUAAAUUCAACAGCCUAGUGGAUACAUUCGUAUCCUUCAACCACGAUGCAGAUAUCCGCUUCGCUAUCCUCAACCCCUCGCCACCGAAACCAUCAACCUUCUUACCACUCGAAUCCGCAAAACACCACAUCCGCACCACCACCACCUCAUCAUUUCUUCGGACCCCAAUCCACGGCCUCAACGGCUCCGAACCCCCCUCCUCCCGCACAUCGUGGGAAACCGACACCACAAACCAAGAUUUCCAAUGGGCCACCCCUGCUGAAACGGAAACCCUGCUCCUUCCCAAGGGCAAAGACGUAUAUCUUGUCGUAACGCCUGGGGAGAAGCUGUUUGGAGAGAUGGUGAGGAAGAGACGGCAGGUGAGAAGAGGCGAUUCGGCGGAACUGGAACAUUUGAGUGUGCCGGACGAGGCGUUGAUGCGGUAUUGUCAGGGAUUGGUGCUGAAGGGGCAGGAGAGGAGGAGGUUCUGCUAUUUGGUGGAGGUGGAGAGUUGA
Endocarpon pusillum Z07020 is the source of this 3618-nucleotide messenger RNA. RefSeq lists its product as uncharacterized. The transcript has 3 exons. The record is from RefSeq and is a predicted model, not a curated record. The coding region runs from base 1 to 3618 and encodes 1205 amino acids. NCBI's taxonomy places the organism in Eukaryota, Fungi, Ascomycota, Eurotiomycetes, Verrucariales, Verrucariaceae. Gene Ontology annotation, molecular function: protein binding.